This is a messenger RNA of Drosophila mauritiana, 617 nucleotides long. RefSeq lists its product as uncharacterized. The record is from RefSeq and is a predicted model, not a curated record. Lineage: Eukaryota; Metazoa; Arthropoda; Insecta; Diptera; Drosophilidae. Bases 125 to 463 code for a protein of 112 amino acids. The transcript is spliced from 2 exons.
CAUACAGUCAGUCAACUUAUAUAGUGCGGCAAGUGAGGUUCGAUCUUAAACAAAAAUUAUUUUCUGAUUUUAAACAAAAUAAGAUUUUUGAAAACAAGGUGCUGUCACCAUCCCCAACAAAAAGAUGGAACCCUCGUUAUCCAAUAUUAACAAAUCGGAACUUCUCGACGAACUACGAGCGGAGAGAGCUCUGCAAGAUAAAUAUUUAAAAGACUUUUGUUCAAUGACGGAUAAGCUAAGACACUUAGUUGAUGGCACUGUUCCCAGCAAAAUUGAGACCUAUGAAUAUUUGGAAAGUUCCGACGGUGACAGCAAUCGUUCUCUCGAUGAAGAGAAAAAGCUAACUAUUUUUUUCUAUAAAAUGCGGUGCGAUCUAGAAAAAAAUUUAAGAGAGAUUCAAGAGAACCCCAAAUAUUUAGACGAAGUCAGGGGGUUGGGUGUUAUCUGGGACAAUAUAGAUUAAAUGGAUGAAGGAAAUGCAAAAGAUAUCGACACGAUAGCUGCUCCUUUUGAAGAUUCGAUGAAGAUGCUAAUUUGACUGACAAGUGGGAUUCGAAAAAUGUAAAACAAUUCGGGUGUUACUUUACUUAUGGUUAAAUUAUAAAAAAACAGGAACC